UUCUCCUCGCCACCAGUGCGUGGAUUCACAGGAAUGGCAGUGGGGUAGGAUUUGGCAGUUGAGCUGGUGCGUAAACACCUGUUUCAUCGUCUGUCCUUGGGAGACUUUAGCGGGAGUUUCUGUAACCUCUACUGACAAACUAACACCAUGUCGGACUCGGACAUGGCUCGGAACCCGUUCGCGGCCCUCUUCCCGUCCAUGGUGGACGUGCAGGCCUUUGUCCAGAACUCCGCCGAGGUGUCCUCCCGGGAUUUCCCACUUGCAGUCACCGAGAAGGACCUCGCUACUCGUCGGAUGGAGUCCAGCGAGAGCUCGCCACCUGAAAUUAUCACGUCGGGAAGCCACGUAACCAGCGGCAUCGUGCCCGACGAACAGCAAUUGUUGUCGGCCGCACUCGAGGAUAUAUUCAGGGUCGUCGUGUCAGGUGACAUCGGUUCCAGGCCUAGCAAGGGUCCCUGCUGCGUUCUCCUAGAGGCAUUUAGGGAUUCCAAGAAGUGCCUUGAACUUGAUAUUCUUGACGAGGUGGUGUUCGAGAGGCUUGUCCUAGACGAUCCCCAGCACCACAUCGUACGCAAAAGCACAAUUGCGAGUGAAACUGCUGAUGCAUCAGAGCACAGGGUUUUCUUCUACCUGUACCAAUGCUACUUCAGGCUUCAAAAAGCAGUGUCCAAACUAAAGAAUGAAGAUUUCAGAACCAUUGAGAAAACAAUUGUUUGCCAAGCUUCAACAUGCCUUUGCCACUGUGACAUUUACCCUGGCAAAAAGAUACAGGAGCAAGUGUUCUACCUUUUGGAAGAGUACCAUGAUAGCUCAGGGCAUCAGGAACAUCUGGAGAGCUUUUUGCGGAAGUGUGCCGACUGCAUAAAGCAGCGUUUUGACGCUGGGGAGGAACAGGUGUCUCUUCUGGAGGUGCUGUCGCACUCAUUCGACAUUCUCCGGGCACGCUUUGCAAGGGUGUCCAUCGCCAGUCGUGAUCUCUUUGUGCUGCUCAACAUACUCAAAUACUUCACCCAGUCCACAUCCAUGGCAACCGCAAUGCUGGACUUCAGCACCCCGUCGGGCACAGGCGACCUUCGGAGCUUCCAAGAAAGCUUGCUGGGCUCACCGCUCUGCGUGUCGUGCCUGCCACGCAGGGAAACGGACCCCUUUGAGUUCUUUGAGACACCUUCUCAGUCCACCAUGCAGGAACAUUCCAUCACAGAAAGUAACCUCUGGCUGCCGCUGAAAGGGCUCGCUGCAGACAUGCACAACAUCUUCUACACCCUAUUGAGACUGUCUGCAGAGACCCGCAACAAGACGCUGACGUGGCUUGGUCGGUGCAUCGAAUCCUGUGCAGAUCGAGGCAAGCUGUGGAACAGUCAGGUGUCGGAACUGUUCCUGACGAUGCAGAGAGGUGACGGCUUUGCCCUGAACCUGGGCGCUGUGCUGCUGCGGCUAGCGCGGCCAUUUUCCGAGCCUUGCUCGCCCAAGCUGCUCAAGGUCGAUUACCGGUACUGCUCUGUCGAGCCGCAAUCAGAGGAACAAGCUUCAAGCCUUAGCCUACAUCUUCGUGGGCUUACCAAAGAAACAUGCCUUGUGCCUCGGGAAGAAGGUGACACUGCCCAGCCCCCUGUUACCAGCUUCAACUUCCCGACUGAGUGUUUCUUUGCCUGCCAUCGAGUGCUUAGUCUCGGCUUUCGUGUGGUGCAUGAACGGCUUGCCAGGCUGAGCCAGGACCUGAAUCGAGUUCGCAGGGUGUAUGAGGAGACGCGUGCACAAGGGGGCGAGUCUUCAGAGGUGGGCCGUAGGCUGCAGGAAAACAUGGAAAAAGGCAUGACACGUUUCCUGUCACUGAAGGCGGCUCUGCUGGAGCCAGCCUCCCUCGAGCAGAUGCUGCGGUUCCAUGUGGCAUCAGCAACCUGGCUCUGUCAUGUAGCCACUGAUCCAGACUUGAACUCAUUCCAACCGCUGGUGUUGCCCUUUCCUGAGCAUGGUAGCGGCCGCCUGGCUCUCGUGCCCGAGUUUGUGGUGGAGAACAUUUGUGACUGCAUCGUGUUUGUCAAGAGGUUCAGCGAACGCAGUCUAGAGUUUGUAGGGCAGGACUUGGAACACCUUAUGACACUGGUGCUGGUGUUCAUGGGCAGCCCACAGCGCAUGAACAACCCUCACCUGCGAGCACGGCUGGCCGAGAUGCUCGAGGUUCUUAUGACCUCCUCCGAGGAUGACUCCUUCUCUGGAAUUGUUCCCUUGAGCAACAGGAAACGGCUCUUCUUGCAGCAUCGUUUUGCAAUGGAACUGUCGCCAACACUCCUUCAUGUUUUUGUGAGCAUUGAGAUGACUGGACAGAGUGUGACAUUUGAACAGAAGUUUCACUAUCGGCGUCCAAUGUACACCAUUUUGGAGCAUCUUUGGAACAUACCCGGUCACAGAAACAAAAUGAAGAGUCUGGCUGCUGAAGCAGAAGCAAACAUUGAGUGUUCCACGCCUCCCCUUUUUCUGAGAUUCAUCAACUUGCUCAUCAACGACGCUAUCUUCCUUUUAGAUGAAGCCCUUUCAUACAUGAGCCGGCUGCGGGAGCUGCAGCAGCCUGGACAAGCGGCGGAGGCCAACCUGCAGCACCUUGGCAUGCUGGCCCACUUCCACAAUGUCAUGGGCACCGAGACCAUCCGCACAUUGGCAAGGCUCACGGCUGAGGUGACGUCCAUCUUCUGCCAUCCCACCAUGGUAGACCGCAUUGCGACCAUGCUCAACUACUUCCUCCUGCACCUCGUUGGGCCACAAAAGAAGAACCUCAAAGUGAAGGACUUCAGCGAGUAUGAGUUCAAACCUCAGGAGCUGGUCCAAAACAUCUGCAAAAUCUACACUAAUCUAGGCUCGGCGGAUUCCCAAACGGCUCAGGCAUUUUGCAUCGCAGUGUCCAGGGAUGGCCGGUCGUACAGUCCCGACUUGUUUCCACAGGCACAGAAGGUUCUCAUGAAAAUCAGGCAAGGAACCCUCUCUGUGGCUGUGGGUGAGCUGGCCGAGAAGAUCAAGAAGGCAGCCUCCCAACAGAAGCAGGAAGAUGAAGCCACUGGAGAUGCUCCCGAGGAGUUCCUGGACCCCAUCAUGAGCACAAUCAUGACCGACCCAGUGGUGCUGCCAAGCUCGGGCAUUACGAUCGACCGUUCCACCAUAGCAAGGCACCUCCUGAGUGAUCAGACUGAUCCGUUCAACCGAUCCCCUCUGACAAUGGAGAUGGUGACACCUAAUGAAAGCCUCAAGAAGAAAAUCCUGGAAUGGAGAGCAAAAAGAAUCCAGUGAUGCUAGCUCAUUUUAUGUUCUGUUAAGUUUUUGAAAGCGUCUAUCAUCCCUUGGUUUUGUUAUCCAUGUCCUGUACAUAUUUAGCAGAGAGAAUAAAUCUGUUAUUUCCCAA
Messenger RNA from Dermacentor andersoni, 3391 nucleotides. RefSeq names its product Ubiquitination factor E4A (gene Ube4A). NCBI's taxonomy places the organism in Eukaryota, Metazoa, Arthropoda, Arachnida, Ixodida, Ixodidae. Gene Ontology annotation, molecular function: ubiquitin-ubiquitin ligase activity. Gene Ontology annotation, cellular component: nucleus; ubiquitin ligase complex; cytoplasm. The record is from RefSeq and is a predicted model, not a curated record. Gene Ontology annotation, biological process: protein polyubiquitination; ERAD pathway; ubiquitin-dependent protein catabolic process.